UUUGCUUAGAGUUUAUUUGGUUUUGUUGUGUUUCCUCAUUUUGAGAAAACAUUACAAAAUAUAUAUUUAUAAACCUAUAUAAGCUCUGUCAACUUUUCAGAAAUGGAUUCAAAUGUUGAAUCAAUGAAAGGUUGAUUCUACCAUGGAAACACUAAACUUUAUUGGAUCUCUCAUUUCACCCUAUUUUAUAAUCCGAUCGUCCUGUAUAAGACCCACAGGAAUUAUCCAGUUCGGUGGUCGUCGGUUUUCGGGGUCGAGCCAAGCCGAUUUACAGGUGGUUAAAAUGAAACUGGCGAGUGGUUAAACAUAGAGUGUAGUUCCUGCGAAGCCCAGCUAAAGAAGUGCAGCCAGUUUAUCGAUUCGGGAACGCUGACUCUACGACCGAAACGGCAUUCAGCGUUAUCGUUUCCAGCUGAGUGUCCCCCUAAAUAACUUAACCUAGAAACUCUCGAUUUUAUUUCUAGAGGAUUAGUUUCACCCUUAAAUUCAACAUUUUUGAAAGAUGUGACUUUUGAAUCGUUUGAUUUGAUUCUAAAUGCAAAAUUCCAGUCCAGAUUACGGAUCGCACGUACAAAUGACCGAGGUCAAUUUUGUCGACAAACCCUGGAAGUGUUCGGACACCAAAAAUGGAUACCUUAAGACCAAAAAUCCUAUCCAAGAAUCUUUACUAGGAUCAUCUCCAGUAUCCACCGUAGUUCAAAUGUCCGGCAGCGGUACCAAAACGAUGGUGAUGCCUCAGAAAAAAUCAUCUAAAGAAAAAUGUCUUUUUGCAUUAGUUUUAGCACUAUUUAUCUUCUGUGGGGUGCUCUUGCUUAUGCUUUUUAGUACUAAAGGACAAGGAUGCCAUGAUUCGAGAGCUAGAGUGUGUCUAACAGAAGAGUGUGUACGAACCGCGUCAUCCCUAUUGUCAGCAAUGGACCAUAUGGCCGAUCCAUGCAUAGACUUUUUUCAAUAUGCCUGCGGGACGUGGAAUAGGAAACACGUCAUCCCUGAGGACCGAAGUUCUAUAAGCACGUUCGAAGUUAUGGCGGACCAACUACAAGUUAUUCUCAAAGGAGUACUUGAAGAACCAUUAACCUUGGAAGAUAAUGAUGCCACUAGAAAAGCUAAAACAUUCUACAAUACUUGCAUGGACAUUUUUCAGAUCCGUAAACUUGGAGAUGAACCACUUCGAACAGUACUCGAUUCGCUUGGAGGUUGGCCUAUUACAAAGCCAAGCUGGUACCCACCUAACAGUUCAGUGGAAGUACUUUUAGGCAAAAUUAGGGGUAUCUACAACGAGGGAUUUUUAGUGGAACAGUGGGUCGGACCGGACGACAAGAACAGCUCAGUAAACAUCAUCCAGAUUGAUCAAAUGGCAUUGGCGCUGCCCAGUAGAGAUUACUAUCUGAAAUCGAGUAGCGAAGGAGAUAGACAGGCUUACCAUAAGUACAUGACCAACAUAGCAGUACUUUUAGGAGCUAAUAAGACAACUGCCUCCGAAGAACUGCAGAGUGUUAUCGAUUUUGAACGACGAUUAGCUAAUGCAUCAUUACCAGAACAAGACAGACAUGACACUAGCAUUAUAUACAGAAAAUUAAAAUUGAAAGAAUUGCAACAGAUAGUGCCUCAGAUCAAUUGGUUAGAAUAUUUCCAGUCAUUUUUGAAUGUUGAAAUAGACGAAGACGAGUCAGUGGUUGCUUAUGGAUUGUCUUACUUUGUGGAGUUGGGAAAAAUUUUGGCAGAAACUGAUAGAAGAAUAAUCCAUAAUUACGUUCUCUGGAGAUUAGUUAUGUCCUUAUCAUCUCAUAUGAUUGACGACUACCAAAAGGAAAGAGUAGAAUUUCGUAAAAUCCUGCAGGGCGUGCUAAGUGAACGGCAUCGAUGGUCACAAUGUGUCGAAUGGACUAACAAGAAAUUGGGCAUGGCCGUUGGAGCUUUGUUUGUUAGAGAUAAUUUUAAUCAUGACAGUAAGGAAACGGCCCUUGAGAUGAUCCAUACAAUAAGGGAAGCGUUUAAUGAACUGCUCGCUGAAAACGACUGGAUGGACGACGAGACGCGGUCCGUAGCAAAAGAAAAAGCGGACGCUAUGAAUGAAAGGAUCGGCUAUCCCAAGCUUAUUACGGAUAAGGAGCAAUUAACCAAAGAAUAUGCUUCGCUAAACGUAACAAAAAGAGACUUUAUGAGAAACAUCUUGCACAUCCUCAAAUUCGACGCCGAACAAAAUUUGCGCAAGCUAAGACAACCGGUGGAUAAAGACAAGUGGUCUACUGAACCAGCGGUGGUGAAUGCUUUUUACAACCCCAACAAGAAUGAUAUUGUAUUUCCAGCAGGAAUUUUGCAGCCACUCUUUUACAGCCAACAUUUUCCCAAGUCCUUGAACUACGGUGGGAUUGGUGUGGUAAUAGGACAUGAAAUAACUCAUGGAUUUGAUGAUAAAGGCAGACAAUUUGACAAAUACGGUAACAUGAUGCAAUGGUGGAACAACGCUACAAUACGCGCUUUUCGGGAACGUACUCAGUGCAUAAUCGAUCAGUAUUCGCGAUACAAAAUUGACGAAGUCGGACUUUAUGUCAAUGGACGUAUGACACAGGGCGAGAAUAUUGCUGAUAAUGGAGGACUUAAGCAAUCAUUCAGGGCCUAUAAGAAAUGGGUUGCCAUACAUGGCGAAGAGGACAAUUUACCGGGUUUGAACCUAACCCACGACCAACUAUUCUUUCUUAAUUACGCCCAAAUUUGGUGUGGUUCGAUGAGACCAGAAGAUGCUCUCACCAAAGUAAGAUCAAGCGUCCAUUCCCCUGGGCCCAUUCGGGUUUUGGGCCCGCUCUCGAACUCCAAAGAUUUCGCAGAAGCGUACAACUGCCCACCGGGUUCCCCCAUGAACCCGACCAAUAAAUGUAGUGUAUGGUAAAUAAAGUAAGGGAAUAAAAAUGGUAUUUAGUCAAAUUUGAAAAUUGUACAUGGAAAUUUAGAAAGGGUGUAUGAUGUGAAAGUAGGAAAACGCAUAGGAAAAAUUCGUUUUUUUAAAAAGGCAGCUUUUUGUGUUAGUUGGUCACACUAAGAAAAUAAAUUCUGAAACUAGAAUUUAGAUAAAUAUUGGAAAUGAUCGACUUUUUAUUUGACAAACAAAUUUGUUUCACUGAAUCUUAAAUACAUAUUGCCAGAUUUAAUUACCACACACUUAAUUUUUCAUAGGUCAGUGUAUACAAAGUUUCGUGUUUAAAAAACAUUGCACACCAGGGUUUCCCUAAAAGAACUAAAAUAGAAUAUUUUGCUAGAAGAUAGAUAUAAAAGGUUGAACUAGAUCUUCCUGAAGGGGGAAAUUUCCCUGAGCUUCAAUUUUUUCACAAAAUAUACAUAUCCAAUUUUGUUUUUCUGGACCAUGUUCCAUUCAUUGAAAAUAAUAAAUAUAAUAAAUUGCAACAAAUAUCACAUAUGGGGCAGUGGCGUAACUUCAAAUUCGGGGCCCCCGCCGCACGGAUUUUCCCGGGGCCCAUCAGAUGUUUGGUAUAUUUUAUUUAUUUUUGUUUUUCUUACCGCGUUUCGCGACGAUUCACCCAAGUGAUAACUUCGUAACGCGUCAUCUAAUAUAAUUGAAAUGUUGAAGAUCUGUGUAACUUUUUGUGCCGGUUCUGCAUGUGUCAUCCUAUUUCUUUAUUUGCUCCAGUUUCGGUUAAGUGACGGCAACUUUAGAAUAUCAAAUGUAAAUGUAACUUAUGGUAUAUAAUGUAUGGCAUUUUUCACAAAAUCGGCAAUGCCAUAUUUGUUAAGGCUUUGUUGGAGAAAAUGAUAGAAAAUUAGAAAGUGGAUUCGCAUUCGAUGACACGUUACAAAGUCACCUGGGUAAAACCUCGUGGGACACCCUGUAUAUGUAUAUGAACAAAUGUAUUAUUGAAUUCUAAUAUAAAUAUAUAGGUAAUAUCUAUAUAAUAUGCAUUUACAUGUAAGGUGUAGUAGAAUGGAACAAAGCUUUUAUUUCCAGUUUUUCAAAAACUCGUUUGAAAAUAAGAAACCAAAAGACAGACAUAAAUCACAUUUUGGGAAUAAAAAAAAAGGGAUCAUGGGGUAAUUACGAGCAUAUGUCUAAUAAAAAUAGUAGAUAAAUAUUACAAAACGAGGAACAUAAAAAACAUUAAUAUGUAUAUUCAAAAAACAAAAAUAGAAAAAUAUAACAUAGCAUUUAGGUAUCUACCCUACCUAUUAAUAUAAAUAAACAAAACAUCACUCGCAUCGUUUAAACACAAAAAUAACAUAGAUAUAUCACUGAACAAGGAAAUAUCAAAAAAAGAAGAAAAACCCCUGUGAAGUAAAAUAAAAGAAAAGCAAAGAGAAAACCAAAACCUAAAAAUCCUUUCUGCGGGCCUUGUGGUUGGCAAAUGCCAUAACUAAUUUGAAUGAGUCCAUAUUUUUUCAAUGGUAGACUAGGUAUGUAUUAUGAGGUUCAUAUGUUAAAGUAUUUUCUUUAAGUUUAGCAUAUUAGUAACUUCUUGUCACCUGGGUCUGGGGCCCCGCGGGCCCCCCAGAAUCACGGGGCCCCCCGCGACUGCGGGCCCUUAGUUACGCCACUGAUAUGGGGUGAAAAAUGAAAAUGCAUGCAUGCAUUUUCAAAAACGGUUUCAAAUAUAAUUUCUUGUGGUGGAGUUGUCUACUGAUCAUUCGCAAAAAACCGUUCCAACGGUUUUUAAAAAUUUGCGAGGGUUUGAAAAAUUUGGCGAUUUCUUUAAAAAGAAUAAUAACAUGUAAGAGAUGUUCAACAGGACUUUUUUUCUGUCAAAUUCUUAGACAAAUAAAGUGUUGACCAUAACCAAGUUCAAGUAAAAAUCUAUCUUUCAAUCUAUCUUUCAAGUUCAAUUUUGCUUGGACAGGGAGCUUCAGCCUAUGUCCUUCUGAUGAGUCCUAACAAUAGGACGAAACGCGUCAAGGACUGGCACGGGAAGCCUGAGUCCACUGCUCAGUGGGUCGAUUCCCAAACAGGGACCGUUGUGUCCCUGAAUUCACGUUGGUCAUUACCUGUCAAAAAAACUUUCUAACAAUUUUCAUUGCCAACGAAAGCUCAGACCAAUCAGUGUAGCUCAACGCCGGUAGGGGUAUUUGCCCUCGGAGUAGUUGUUUCUGACUGGUCAACGAAGUUCAAUUUUGCUUGGACAGGGAGCUUCAGCCUAUGUCCUUCUGAUGAGUCCUAAUAAGGACAAAACGCUUCAAGGAUUGGCACGGGAAGCCUGAGUCCACUGCUCAGUGGGUCGAUUCCCAAACAGGGACUGUUGUGUCCCUGAAUUCACGUUGGUCAUUUACUGUAAAAACUUUCUAACAAAAAUCUAUCUGGUGAAAAAAUAGUAGGCUACGAUUGCUUAAGAAUUUUAAUAUAUUUUAUAAGCUAAUUAAAGUUUCGGAUAUUUUUCGAACCGCGAACUUGGUUUUUAACACUUCAUGUGCGUAGGAUGUUGAAAAAAAAGUCUUGGUGAAAAAUCACAGGUCAGUUAUGGUGAAAAAAAAUAAUAAUUUUAAGGAGAAAUCGCUAUAUUUUUUGAACCUUUGCAGAUUUUUGGACUUUCCAAAACUGUUGAAAUUGUCUUUUGGAAAUAUUCGGUAUAAACAAAUAUUUCAACUUUAUGCAGUGGUUUUGCAUUUCCAUCCUGAAUACAAUAUUUUUUAAAAUCGUUAAUUCUAACCAUCAAUCUUUGAAAAUCUCAAAUCGAUACAAUUUUUUAUUGGCGAGAUACCUAUAGGUAGGUAUACAUAUUCGAUCCCAAAAUGAUUUUUGGAAAAUUGAAUACAUAUCGACUUCAUUUGUCCAGCACUGUACUUAAAGUUUGUUUCAACAAAAAAUUGCGAUCGAGUCAGGAGUUUUGAGUUAUUUAAAACCCCUACAACCUAUAUUGAUAUUUUUUGUGACUGUUGUUAUAACAAAUUGGUUUUUCAUGAAAUGGGCUCUUUCACUGAAAUUCAAAUACUUACCUACGUAAUAUAAGCAUAAAAUCAUGAAUGAGGAACUAUUUUGGCCAGUAUAUUUGCGAAAAAAAAAAAAUCUACGAGCUCAGAUGAGUUUUCUAAUGCCACUUCAAAAGUGGAAAAAUCUUAAAUUUUUAAAACGCGCCAAACGAUGACGUUUAGGGAUAUGAGCAUCUUCUACUAAUCAAAUUUGAGAAGACUCCACACGAAUAGCUGUUCUGGUGGCCACUGGUUUCAAGCUUUGAUUGCACUGUUGCUAGUUGUGUAUAAAUGUAGUGCGUCGUGAGUAAAAAAAAUUAAACUGAUUACAAGAAAUAAAUUUUAAUUGUGUAUAAUAAUAAUUUUAAAAAAAAUGUUAUGAACUCUUUUGAAUCCCUAAGUAAUUAGUUUCUAUGUUUAAAAACGCCUAAACAUAGAAUUUCAAUUUCAAAAAUUAGUGAAAGAGUCCAUUGCUAAACUUAGGAACUUAGGAAUAAACUAUUGAUUGAUAAGAAUAUAAUAUUUCUCUCUUACCGAUACAUAUCUCCUAAACUAUUCCUAUUUGAAAAUAUAAGGAAAUAAUAGUAAAAAAAAAUAAAUAGGUAGGUAUAAAAAAUAUAAGUCAAUAAUAUUAAAUAAAUAUUAUAGCAUUUAUGAUACUGUUGUGUGUUUUUACAUACUUUUUAAACACUAUUACUGUUUUUUGCUUAUUAUUUCACUAUUAUACUGUACAAAUUUUAUAAACAUUUUAACCAAAACUGAUGAUAAAAUGAUAAUAUUAUUAUAUCUAAAUAUUUGUGGGUUUUCACUAUAUGUAUUAAAAUCUAUCUGGUAUUUAUUCACGAUUUGUUAAAUAAAUGUAUCUAUUUGUA
Messenger RNA from Ceutorhynchus assimilis (cabbage seed weevil), 6779 nucleotides. Lineage: Eukaryota; Metazoa; Arthropoda; Insecta; Coleoptera; Curculionidae. The record is from the annotation of a GenBank genome assembly.